AUGGCAGGCCAUCAACAGACUGAGAUACCAAAAGAUGCUCCACCCUCAUAUGAGGCUCUGUCUGUGCUUCCUAAAGAACCUCAGCUAGGAGUACCACCCCGCCGACUUCGACCGCCUCCGCCUCUCGAAUUGCCCGCAUUGACCUAUUUGCGUGGGAAAAGAGUCAUUCUUGCUUCACAGUCGCCCAGACGAAAACAACUACUUGCGCAAAUAGGCCUUACGAACAUUGAAAUACUUCCAUCCAAUUUCGAAGAGAAUCUGCCCAAAUUGCACUCUCCUUUUGAAUAUGUUCUCGCGACUGCCACGCAAAAGGCGCUGGACGUCUAUAAGCAAGAAGUGAACAAUGAAGAGAAGGGUGAACCGGCGUUGAUAAUCGCCGCAGACACCAUCGUUGUGAGCAGUCUGGGCGAGAUUUUGGAGAAGCCUAGGAGCGAGGUGCACCAUAUCACCAUGCUCAAGACAUUGCGAGACACCAGCUUGCACAAGGUAUACACGGCAGUGGCAGUCAUAAUGCCCCUUGAAAGCGCGAGAGAUCCUGGAUAUGCACUGGAGACUGCAACUGAGGAAACUACCGUCAAAUUCGAUCCAGAAAUCACAGACGAGUUACUGCUGGCGUAUGUCCGGACCAGGGAGGGUGCAGAUAAAGCGGGCGGCUAUGGCAUUCAAGGCACUGGAGCAAUUUUGGUCGAAAAGAUAGAAGGCAGCUUCGACAAUGUGGUAGGGCUACCUCUGAGGACCACACUGAAACUCAUCGAGAGGGCCGUGGCUAAAUCCGACGAUGAGGACACUAUGGGCGACGAAGAUCUGCUGGAGGAUGAGUGA
Molecule: messenger RNA, 822 nt
Organism: Rhinocladiella mackenziei CBS 650.93
Lineage: Eukaryota; Fungi; Ascomycota; Eurotiomycetes; Chaetothyriales; Herpotrichiellaceae
Product: septum formation protein Maf
Exons: 1
Coding region: 1-822 (273 amino acids)
Molecular function (GO): nucleoside triphosphate diphosphatase activity
Source: RefSeq, a predicted model, not a curated record